UCGCAGAAAAUAAACCGCUGCGCGGAGCCGCCAGUUGGCAGAGAGCAGCCUGGCAGCACCAGUCCGCACACUCGCUCACACACAGCAAACAUCACGCGCAAUACUCGCACCCUACCGCACAGGCUUGUACAUCCCAAAUCGACAGCGACCGUUACGACGAUAGUGUCUGGCACUACUUGCCGCGCGGAGGGAGCGGACGAGGGGGUGAGGCGGCGCUCGUUAUAAAAGGGAGCGCAGCGGCUGCCGGAAACCAGAAUCGUAGCCGGAAGUGAGCAUCUCUUAUCGAAGUUGUCGAGCGAACGAGCGAACGAACGAACGAGUUCAAAAUGCAGAUCUUUGUGAAGACCCUUACUGGGAAGACCAUAACCCUUGAGGUGGAGCCAAGUGACACCAUUGAGAAUGUCAAGGCCAAGAUUCAAGAUAAAGAAGGUAUACCUCCUGACCAGCAGCGUCUGAUCUUUGCUGGGAAGCAGCUGGAGGAAGGCCGUACUCUAUCUGACUACAACAUUCAGAAAGAAUCUACCCUGCAUCUCGUCUUGAGACUGCGUGGUGGAAUGCAGAUCUUUGUGAAGACCCUUACGGGGAAGACCAUAACCCUUGAGGUGGAGCCAAGUGACACUAUAGAGAAUGUCAAGGCCAAGAUUCAAGAUAAAGAAGGUAUACCUCCUGACCAGCAGCGUCUGAUCUUUGCUGGGAAACAGCUGGAAGAUGGACGAACCCUGUCUGACUACAACAUUCAGAAAGAAUCUACCCUUCACCUUGUCCUGAGACUCCGUGGUGGGAUGCAGAUCUUUGUGAAGACCCUUACGGGGAAGACCAUAACCCUGGAAGUGGAGCCAAGUGACACCAUAGAGAAUGUCAAAGCCAAGAUUCAGGACAAAGAAGGUAUACCUCCAGACCAACAACGUCUGAUCUUUGCUGGGAAACAGCUGGAGGAAGGCCGUACUCUAUCUGACUACAACAUUCAGAAGGAAUCCACUCUUCACCUUGUCUUGAGACUGCGUGGUGGGAUGCAGAUCUUUGUGAAGACGCUCACUGGUAAGACUAUAACCCUUGAGGUGGAGCCAAGUGACACUAUAGAGAAUGUCAAAGCCAAGAUUCAGGACAAGGAAGGUAUUCCUCCAGACCAGCAGCGUCUGAUCUUUGCUGGGAAACAGCUUGAAGAUGGUCGGACCCUGUCUGACUACAACAUUCAAAAGGAAUCUACCCUGCAUCUCGUCUUGAGACUCCGUGGUGGAAUGCAGAUCUUUGUGAAGACUCUUACUGGGAAGACCAUAACCCUUGAGGUGGAGCCAAGUGACACCAUAGAGAAUGUUAAGGCCAAGAUUCAGGACAAGGAAGGUAUUCCUCCAGACCAACAGCGCUUGAUCUUUGCUGGGAAACAGCUGGAGGAAGGCCGUACUCUAUCUGACUACAACAUUCAGAAGGAAUCUACCCUGCAUCUUGUUCUGAGACUCCGUGGUGGGAUGCAGAUCUUUGUGAAGACCCUUACGGGGAAGACCAUAACUCUUGAGGUGGAGCCAAGUGACACCAUCGAGAAUGUCAAAGCCAAGAUUCAGGACAAGGAAGGUAUACCUCCUGAUCAACAACGUCUGAUCUUUGCAGGAAAACAGCUGGAAGAUGGUCGGACCCUGUCUGACUAUAACAUUCAGAAGGAAUCCACCCUGCAUCUGGUCUUGAGACUCCGUGGUGGAAUGCAGAUCUUUGUGAAGACUCUUACUGGGAAGACCAUAACCCUUGAGGUGGAGCCAAGUGACACCAUAGAGAAUGUUAAGGCCAAGAUUCAGGACAAGGAAGGUAUUCCUCCAGACCAACAGCGCUUGAUCUUUGCUGGGAAACAGCUGGAGGAAGGCCGUACUCUAUCUGACUACAACAUUCAGAAGGAAUCUACCCUGCAUCUUGUUCUGAGACUCCGUGGUGGGAUGCAGAUCUUUGUGAAGACCCUUACGGGGAAAACCAUAACUCUUGAGGUGGAGCCAAGUGACACCAUCGAGAAUGUCAAAGCCAAGAUUCAGGACAAGGAAGGUAUACCUCCUGAUCAACAACGUCUGAUCUUUGCAGGAAAACAGCUGGAAGAUGGUCGGACCCUGUCUGACUAUAACAUUCAGAAGGAAUCCACCCUGCAUCUGGUCUUGAGACUCCGUGGUGGAAUGCAGAUCUUUGUUAAGACUCUUACUGGGAAGACCAUAACCCUUGAGGUGGAGCCAAGUGACACCAUAGAGAAUGUUAAGGCCAAGAUUCAGGACAAGGAAGGUAUUCCUCCAGACCAACAGCGCUUGAUCUUUGCUGGGAAACAGCUAGAGGAAGGCCGUACUCUAUCUGACUACAACAUUCAGAAGGAAUCUACCCUGCAUCUUGUUCUGAGACUCCGUGGUGGGAUGCAGAUCUUUGUGAAGACCCUUACGGGGAAGACCAUAACUCUUGAGGUGGAGCCAAGUGACACCAUAGAGAAUGUCAAAGCCAAGAUUCAGGACAAGGAAGGUAUACCUCCUGAUCAACAACGUCUGAUCUUUGCAGGAAAACAGCUGGAAGAUGGUCGGACCCUGUCUGACUAUAACAUUCAGAAGGAAUCCACCCUGCAUCUUGUCUUGAGACUCCGUGGUGGAAUGCAGAUCUUUGUGAAGACUCUUACUGGGAAGACCAUAACCCUUGAGGUGGAGCCAAGUGACACCAUAGAGAAUGUUAAGGCCAAGAUUCAGGACAAGGAAGGUAUUCCUCCAGACCAACAGCGCUUGAUCUUUGCUGGGAAACAGCUGGAGGAAGGCCGUACUCUAUCUGACUACAACAUUCAGAAGGAAUCUACCCUGCAUCUUGUUCUGAGACUCCGUGGUGGGAUGCAGAUCUUUGUGAAGACCCUUACGGGGAAAACCAUAACUCUUGAGGUGGAGCCAAGUGACACCAUCGAGAAUGUCAAAGCCAAGAUUCAGGACAAGGAAGGUAUACCUCCUGAUCAACAACGUCUGAUCUUUGCAGGAAAACAGCUGGAAGAUGGUCGGACCCUGUCUGACUAUAACAUUCAGAAGGAAUCCACCCUGCAUCUGGUCUUGAGACUCCGUGGUGGAAUGCAGAUCUUUGUGAAGACUCUUACUGGGAAGACCAUAACCCUUGAGGUGGAGCCAAGUGACACCAUAGAGAAUGUUAAGGCCAAGAUUCAGGACAAGGAAGGUAUUCCUCCAGACCAACAGCGCUUGAUCUUUGCUGGGAAACAGCUGGAGGAAGGCCGUACUCUAUCUGACUACAACAUUCAGAAGGAAUCUACCCUGCAUCUUGUUCUGAGACUCCGUGGUGGGAUGCAGAUCUUUGUGAAGACCCUUACGGGGAAGACCAUAACUCUUGAGGUGGAGCCAAGUGACACCAUCGAGAAUGUCAAAGCCAAGAUUCAGGACAAGGAAGGUAUACCUCCUGAUCAACAACGUCUGAUCUUUGCAGGAAAACAGCUGGAAGAUGGUCGGACCCUGUCUGACUAUAACAUUCAGAAGGAAUCCACCCUGCAUCUUGUCUUGAGACUCCGUGGUGGAAUGCAGAUCUUUGUGAAGACUCUUACUGGGAAGACCAUAACCCUUGAGGUGGAGCCAAGUGACACCAUAGAGAAUGUUAAGGCCAAGAUUCAGGACAAAGAAGGUAUUCCUCCAGACCAGCAGCGUCUGAUCUUUGCUGGGAAGCAGCUGGAAGAUGGACGAACCCUGUCUGACUACAACAUUCAGAAGGAAUCUACCCUGCAUCUUGUUCUGCGACUCCGUGGUGGUAUGCAGAUCUUUGUGAAGACUCUUACUGGGAAGACCAUAACCCUUGAGGUGGAGCCAAGUGACACCAUAGAGAAUGUCAAGGCCAAGAUUCAGGACAAAGAAGGUAUACCUCCAGACCAACAACGUCUGAUCUUUGCAGGAAAACAGCUGGAAGAUGGACGAACCCUGUCUGACUAUAACAUUCAAAAAGAAUCAACUCUUCACCUUGUCCUGAGACUCCGUGGUGGAAUGCAGAUCUUUGUGAAGACGCUCACUGGUAAGACCAUAACCCUCGAGGUGGAGCCAAGUGACACCAUAGAAAAUGUCAAAGCCAAGAUUCAGGACAAAGAAGGUAUUCCUCCAGACCAACAACGUCUGAUCUUUGCUGGGAAACAGCUGGAGGAAGGCCGUACUCUAUCUGACUACAACAUUCAAAAAGAAUCUACCCUGCACUUGGUCCUGAGACUGCGUGGUGGGCUUUAAGUUUGAUCUGGUCCUAAUCAUUUUGGACUGUACUGUAAUUUUUAAUGCAUUCUAUAUGCUUUAAUGAGCAAACUCUCCUUGAGUAUAUGAAGCAUUGUAGAUAAUAAAGAUUUUGUCGAAUAUU
Amblyraja radiata (thorny skate) is the source of this 4332-nucleotide messenger RNA. Its product is annotated as polyubiquitin-C. Lineage: Eukaryota; Metazoa; Chordata; Chondrichthyes; Rajiformes; Rajidae. The record is from RefSeq and is a predicted model, not a curated record. The transcript is spliced from 2 exons. Gene Ontology annotation, molecular function: protein binding. The coding region runs from base 327 to 4208 and encodes 1293 amino acids.